CCUCCCCCAGACUGUUAUCUCUGAAAGGUUGUCAUUCUUGUUUUCGCGGGAAACAUCAAACAUCUAUUCCCAUUUUCAACAUUUUAUCACGAUUUAUCUUCUAAUUUUGUUAUCAACUCGCCGAGUUUGUAAUCGCGUUGUUUCUCGGUUGAGAGUUAUCCGCGGAAAUUGACAAUUUUUACGUCUCAAUGCCGUGUAUCUGCAGUUCUUCGUGUUGAUUCUGAAAUGAGCAGCAAAGAGUCGACGGUUUCGAGGGCGAGGACCUCUCGAUCGCAGGAGGGGCCGGCAGUCGUCAGAAUCAAACGCUACGACAGGCCGAGUUCGGCCGAUAAGAAGCCACGCUCUGGAGACAGCAAAGUGGUCACUUUUCUACCGGAAAUGCCCAUCCCGGAAGACGUGAUGAUGCGAUAUGAAUACGAGCUGUCUAGGAGAAAGGGCUUAGAACCACCUAGAAAAAGUAAGAGUCAUCCCAAGAAGAGUGAAGACAAUCUUAAUAUUGAUGAGAAUUUCAUGGAUAUAAAAAAUAAAAUAACUGAAAUGGGAAGUAAGUUGAAAGAAGUAGAAGGCAAGCUUGCACAAAGGUCAAUGCCAAAAGUUGAAUUGCUCCGAAAGCCUUCGAAGAGUGAUAGUCAUUUCAACAUACAUGAUAAAGGUCCAACACAAAUGUACAAACCUGGUGGCUAUUCAGAAUCGAUCGGAGAGAGGCCACCGAGGAUGGUCUUCCACACGUCUAUUAUACCAGAAACAACGCUGAAAAACACAGACCCUUUGAGAGCGUCUAGAAUCACGUCUAGUGCCGAAGUUGACAAGGUGAUAAGAAGUAUCAGGACUGAAAUUGAAAACUGGAAGAAGAAAAAAUUGAACUUCCAAGGAAAGUUGAACUUCGACGAAGAAAUAACUUCUGACAUGCCAGCAGCUGAUAUACGAGAAGAAGCGGAACGAGAUGCAGAAAGAGCUGUUAGCACUGCGCCUAGCAAAUGUCAGACGGAUAGCUGUCAAUCCGAAGCUUCAUGUUCGCUGCCCAAGUUCAGAUCUGUCAGCAGGCCCAGUUCUGAAAAUCCUGUCUCGUUUUCCAGGCAUAUAGAUGUAGUUUCAAGAAAUUCUUCAUCUUCAACUGGUGAAAAAUUCAGUCAUCAUUCACACUACCCCCUUGAUAAAUAUUUGUCUAAAGAUGUACUAGCAGAUUUACCACAAAUCAAUGACUUAGCAUUAGGUGAAAACAGAACCAAACAACAUGAACUUUUUGGUACGCUAAGCAUAUUGACAAAAGAGCUUGAGAGGCUGAAAGGACCUGUUCUGAGGCGCUCAGUGUCAGACAUCACGACAAAUUCAAUUGGGGACAGUGAAAGUUGUUAUACUGAAGAACUUGUGGAAACACAGUUUCGUAAGGCAACUUAUGCUUUUCGCAAGAAAAAUCCUCAUGAUGUUCAUAGGAAAAAGUCACAUUUUACUAUUGUCAAUCAGCAUAGUGACAGAACUACAAAGGUACAUUUAAGCAAAGAAAAUGACAAUUUUAGAAGUCCAUAUCAACGAGAGGCCAUGCUGACUGGAUACAGCUCUCCCAGCCCUCCAUUGCUGAGGUCUGCAGAAAUGCCUAGCACUUCUUACCAAAACUUCGAUAUGAGAACUCAGACUUACGAAAGGCCUCAACAAUACACACCGAGGUACGAUGAAAAAGAUUACAACAGAGAUAGCCGCCAGUACAGGACAUGCCGUUCUCCUGUGUCUCCAGUCCCGAUGACACCGGGCUAUGACAAUUACUACUCGACUACGGCUCAACCAGGUACAGCGACUUCUCAAGCUCACAAUUAUCCAAUGUGGAGUGCCAAUUCGAAUGGCUACCCAGUGUCACAAGAAAACUCAGUUGCCACUCCAUAUCGGCCUGACUCUUACAAUAGGCACAGAAUGCAUAGACACACCCCUCAUGAAGCAGGAUAUCAUGAAAAUGUGCCAAGAAUCAGAUCACCCGCUGUGAGGCAGGAACCGCAAAGGCAGUCUCCUAGGGCAAAUUUGAGUUUUAAGACAGAGCAGAUAUUGAUACCCCCUGUUCCUUGUGGAAAGAUGACAAGUCAGAUGUUUAACGAGUUAAGAACUCCUUCGAACAACAUGCAUUCCCAGUUGAACAGCAAACCAGUUCAAGAUGUCUGUGUAAACACAGAUUUUAUUAAUAGCUCUGUGUACAGUUUUAAGUCAAAAUUUGACAUCGUUGAGAAGGAAGAAGUCAAACCAAGUAAUAAAACAUUCGGCGUUCAGCAACUGCCAAAAUUAAGCAUUAGGCCUCAACUUGUUACUCAAGUCGGGCCAAAUGUGAACAUCUGGCCUCAUAGAGUUAGUAAAAGUAAAAACAAUGUCGGUGUUUUUGAACUGGUUCAUCCUCCUGCUUCCCAAGAACAAAAAUCUGAAGACAAAACAAACAAAAUACAGAAUUUCCAACCAAAAACUGUACCUAAUUGCCCAAGAACGAAUAAAAAAAGAGACAUACUGACGGAGGAAAAACCAGAAGAAUCCACGCCAAAACAGAAGGAUGAGCCAAAGUUGUUGAGAGUCGCAGAACAGUUUUGUAACACUCUCAGCGUGAAGAAACAGCAAGAAUUUGUUGAACUUAAAACCUCUAUGCAAAAUUUAUUGGCCUGUGUGAACGAUUUGUAUGAAAAUCAGCUCUAUACAAUGGAAGAACUUCAGAAAGCAUCUUUAGGUUCCAACCACAACUCAGAAGAUUUGCCCCGAAGGAUGAACAUGGUAGCAGAUCUUCUCGAAGACGAAAUUGGCAAGUUCGGCACCCAGAACAAGGACCAUUACGAGCGAUUGGGGAGAGUUAUGAAUGUUUUGGUUGAUGAUAUUCAAACGACCCUGAACGCUGUGGAUGGCCAAAGAAACAUAAUCAGGUCUCAACAGACUGAUUCAAAAGAAAUUCCAAAAACAAGUGCUAAUACAGGGAGGACACAAUUACGAAGAGGAUCUUCACAAGCAGGACUUACAACUUUCAAUGAAGAAGAAAAACGGACGCUGAGAAGUUACGAAGGUGAUUUAAAAAGCAAUGACUACAAGACCCAAAAGAACCUGGAGCUUCGUCUUUCCCGCAUUGAAAAGUUGUUUGAAAUCAACAAAAGUCUAAAGGAAAUUAUUGCAGAGACAUCGCCUGAUACUACUGAAACAUAUGACUCAACGCCUCAAGAGGAUACAACGUCCUAUGACUUAGAUGCAAGCAAAAGUGAGCUAAGCAUGGACAAAUCUUUCUCUGAAAAGCUUGUCGAAGAAAAACUGAAUGAAACAUUUAUUGUUGACGAGGAAAACAAGAAAGUUGGUACAGGAGACCCUGAUGAAGAAUACUUAAAAGAGCUAAAAACAAAAGCAGACAACAUUUUAGAUGUCUUUUUGAAAAAACCCAAAGGAAUAAAGUUAGAAAGAGAACUGCACGAUAAUCAGAGACAGAUAUUUACGCUGCCAAGCGUUCCACAGGCUUUGCCGAUCUCACCAAAACAGCCAAAUAAAGACAUCUUCAAAGAAAUUGAAAGGUUGACUGUAGAAUUAAGUCUGUGUAAUAAGCGUGAUGUUCAGGUUGAGACUGACCCAAAUGAAUUAUGUGCUAUUGCAUUGCAAAAUGCUGAACUGAAAGAUAAAAUUGACUCUCCUAGUUUAUUUGCUCUGACAAAACCAAAAGAAACUCAGACUGAUCCUAUUAUUGAUUUGAUUACUGAACAAACUUCUGUAUUUCCUGAGCAACCUGUUACUGGGUCAUCUUGUGUAAAAGAGAUGGUUGAGCCUGUGGUGAAACAAUCCGUCCAGGCUGUAAUUGAGCCAGAACCAUCCACUUCGGCUCAAAACCCAGCAAAAAUUGUUGCAUUGUUGCAAAAACUUCCUGAAUUUUUACAAUCAACAGCUCAAGCUGAUGCAGCAAGGACUUGCCAGAGUUUACCUGAAUUUCCUUUAGCGAUAAGACCAUUUUUGAAAGAAGAAGAAACUCAUUCUCUUCCUCCUUCGAGGCUUUCUCCAUCACCUCCACCAUUAAUACCCGAAAUGCAAAUCAUAAAGCAAUCUGAAGAAGCAGCAGACCUGUUAAACAGCACAGUUCAACCAAGCGCCCUGCAAAAAUUAGAAUGCAUGCCUCCUCAGAGUAUUUCAAAUGUUGAUAAGUCUAUGCCAUUUUUGAGGUUCUCAAAUCCCCAGACAAAUUCUCUGCUUGAAGUCAGGUUUCCUGAGGAGCAUAAAAAAUUCACCAGCUCAUUUAUUCUUCAGUCGAAUUCACAAGGAGACGAUAUAAAGCUUAGCUAUAAUAGAGAGGAUCAUGAAUUAGAAAACCAGAAUAAUUUAAAACCAAUUGAGUAUGAAGUAAAAAAGGAAGAGCUAAAAGAAGACAUAUUUCCACAGGUAGUUUGCCAAACUGAUGAUUUGUCAAAACUUGAUGAAAACAUGCAAGUAACUGGUAGUGUCAAUGCUGAGAAAAUUGAAUUGAAACCUUGUAGUUCCAUAAGUGUUGUUACAAUUCCAACAAGUGAUGAUUCAUCAAAAAUGAGCAAAAAAUUUACUGAUGAACCGACUGAAAAAGCAUCCCAGGGUGUCCAUGAAGCAAGACAAGUACAUGACGAAGCUUCUGAGGCUAUAUACCGUGAAAUGGGAAGUGAACAACUACUGGACAGUUUAUCAUCAAAUUUAUUGAAACUUUUAGAAGUUAGAAUCAAUGAAGUUGUAUCCAUGCACUCAGAAAGCACAAAAGUGACUUCGAGUAAAAAGAAAAGUUCACAAACAGAUUUUCGUGAUUUAGAUGAAUUGUCUCUUAGUGAGUUGGAAAAACUUCAACAUUUAGAAACAAAUACAACACGCAAAAUUAUCAAACCUGCAAUAUCUUCUCAAAGUGAUACUGAUUCAGCAAAGACUGAACCGAGCCCAAGAUUACUACCCAUACCUCCAAUAUCUGUACCUUAUAAAGUAGUAAAAAAUGCGAUAAUCCAAGUAGACACGUACACUGACAAAAACCCAGAAGAGAAACAAAAAUUCACAUUUCCAAGAUUUUUAAGGCCUUGUCCAAGUUUCUGCAACGAAGCAGAAGAUAUUCAGAGCAUAAAGAAAAAAGUAAGAAAGGACCUUUUAGGAGAGACAAUAACAAAAGUGCGUAGUUUAGAUUCGGUGAAAGAUCAUCCCAUGACCACUUCUCCCCUGAUGUCAAGACUGCAAAAGAAACCACCUCCUCUGCAUUUAAAACUGGGAACAAGUGGCGAAUCUAUACAAAUUGAAUAUUGGGAUUCGGAUCAAAUGUCUGAAGGCGAGAUUGGCUAUAUUUUCACAUCAAACUCAUACAGCAGUGGUGAGAUAAAGCCGAGGCCACUUAAACCGAAAGAUCAAAAUGAAGAAAAGUCCAGCCGAGCAAGUUGUUCCUUUUUGACAGAUGAAGAAUUCAUAGCUGGACUCAGACAAUUUCAAGAUGAAAACCUCCCUGACCAGACUUCUCCAGUAGAAAGUGAAAAUUCCAAAGAGAGCUCGGUAUAUAACGAAUCAGAAACAACACCAGAAACGACGACUAGUGAGACACCUUCUACAAGUGAUACAUCAGAUAGUGAAUAUAAUUGACUAGCUUUUAAUCAAUAUUUUAUACAUUUAGUUUUAAAUGUGUUCUGUA
This is a messenger RNA of Cimex lectularius (bed bug), 5614 nucleotides long. RefSeq lists its product as uncharacterized. Lineage: Eukaryota; Metazoa; Arthropoda; Insecta; Hemiptera; Cimicidae. The coding region runs from base 226 to 5565 and encodes 1779 amino acids. The transcript is spliced from 16 exons. The record is from RefSeq and is a predicted model, not a curated record.